Molecule: messenger RNA, 1002 nt
Organism: Geodia barretti
Lineage: Eukaryota; Metazoa; Porifera; Demospongiae; Tetractinellida; Geodiidae
Source: the annotation of a GenBank genome assembly
ACCACUAACUGAUGGGCUGGGCUAUUAGUAUGUGUUUACUCGUGGUCUCCCGCUAGUUGCUCGCGGAGAGUCUGACACGGGCUAGCUACACUACUAGAUAGCAUGCAUGAGUCGAUCGACGCCCUUCGUUGUGACUUCUUGUGCCUUCAAGAUACAAAGAGAGAGCGGACCCGGUCGAGAGAUACAAUAUGCCCUCCAGGCCUGUGGUGGAAACUUUUAAACACCCCCUAUGAAACCAGAAGUGUUUGGAGUGUUUUGAAGCAUUCAAACACCCCUCCAUUUGAGAUCUUCUUAUCAAUUACUGACCUGUUUUCCGGAGAUUAUCAUCUUUUUGAACGUCUUUAUAUUGAAGCUCAUUAUGAAGAUUUGCUCCAGCGACAACAAAAUGACAUUAGGCGUAUCGAACGAGAAGAAAAUCUUGUUAUCCCAAGUGAACUAUCCUUUGAAAGGUUCACUAAUUUGUCCCUUGAGUGCCGAGAAGCUCUGCAAAUGCAUCGACCACUGACAAUUGGUGCUGCAAAACAGAUACCAGGAAUUACUCCAGCAGCAUUGCUCAUCCUUAUCCAUCAUAUUAGAAACUUGCUCAACACCCCUAGCAUUACCUGAUGAUAUCUUAUUCUGAUAUAAAAUUUUUAUCCAUUCAUAUGCCACUUUACUAAUGUUACAAAUGGUGUUAUUCACAUAACAGUCACUGUGAUUGCUGUUGUUUUGGGGAGAAAACUGUCUGUAUCUCCAGCUUCUGGAGGCUCAGUGAUGUGUUUGGCAUAAUUUUCUUAACUCAGACAGCUAGUUUGUAGGUAGAUGUUUGUUAUCCAUCGAUCAAAACAUGUAAAUUUACACACACCUAGAAACGUCAACAAAACAAUAAUUGUGAACUUUGACUCGGUAGGCGGGAGGCAUGGCGGCAUAUCUCGUAAAAACCACCUACCCAUCUACAGAAGUGGUCAGUCUGCAUUUGGAUGUGGCAGUCGGAGCUUUGAUGUUCCUUUCAUCUACCCUUUC